This is a messenger RNA of Ophidiomyces ophidiicola, 1170 nucleotides long. RefSeq lists its product as uncharacterized. Bases 1 to 1170 code for a protein of 389 amino acids. The transcript has 2 exons. Gene Ontology annotation, molecular function: zinc ion binding; L-iditol 2-dehydrogenase (NAD+) activity. NCBI's taxonomy places the organism in Eukaryota, Fungi, Ascomycota, Eurotiomycetes, Onygenales, Onygenaceae. Gene Ontology annotation, biological process: D-sorbitol catabolic process. The record is from RefSeq and is a predicted model, not a curated record.
AUGAGCUCUGAGGUGAGUGACAUCAUGUGGAGAAGCCCCAGCUUUUCAACACCAGCGUUGGAGUUCGACUUCGCAGCACACAACCUCUUGCUGACUAGGGUCUAUCAAUAUUCAAAGAACUUAUCUUUUGUCCUAGAGGGCAUUAGAAAGGUCAAAUUUGAAGAUCGACCCAUCCCCACGUUGAAACACCCUCAUGAUGUUCUCGUCCAUGUAAGAUACACUGGAAUCUGUGGCAGCGAUGUCCACUACUGGGAUCGUGGCUCCAUUGGCGACUUUACUCUAAAGUCCCCCAUGGUCCUUGGCCACGAGUCCAGUGGGGUUGUCGUGGAGGUCGGCUCGGCCGUCAAAGCGCUUAAACCUGGCGACCAAGUUACCCUUGAACCAGGCAUCCCAUGUCGACGAUGCGACUACUGCAAGAGUGGUAAGUACAAUCUGUGCGAUGGCAUGGUCUUUGCUGCCACGCCACCGUACGAUGGGACUCUUGCGAAGUACUACGUUUUGCCAGAGGAUUUUUGCUAUAAAGUUCCACCGGGUAUGGAUUUACGAGAGGCGGCACUAAUGGAGCCGCUCAGCGUUGCUGUGCAUCUCACUAAGCAGGGGGGAGUCACGCCGGGCGACCAGGUGAUUGUUUUCGGUGCUGGACCUGUCGGACUGCUCUGCUGUGCGGUCGCGAGAGCGUUUGGGGCAUUAAAGGUCAUCGCCGUAGAUAUUCAGCAGCAUCGAUUGGAUUUUGCAAAACAGUAUGCUGCCACGGGUAUCUUUUUACCCGAGUCGUCUUGUUCCCAGGCUGAGAAUGCCCAGAAGAUGAAUGAGCAAUUUGAUCUCGGUCGGGGAGCCGAUGUCGUGAUUGAUGCAUCCGGGGCUGAAGCCUCAGCUCACACGGGGAUCCACGCUUUGAGGACCGGUGGUACGUAUGUGCAGGGUGGUAUGGGGCCAGAUGAGUUCAUAUUUCCGAUCACGAGAGUUUGCACAAGGGAAAUAACUGUGAGAGGGAGUUUUCGAUACGGUAGUGGGGAUUAUCGGCUAGCCUUAGACCUUGUUGCAUCUGGGAAGAUCAGUGUUAAGGAAUUAAUCACAAGAGUUGUGGAUUUCAAGGAUGCUGAACUAGCAAUUCUUGAGGUUAAGGCAGGCAAAGGCAUCAAGACUCUAAUCGCUGGCGUGGAAAACUAG